AUGAGCACUGAUGGAUGUGAUCAUGGAUUGUUGCUUAUAUAUCUCAAAGACACACAACAGAUUGCCACUUAUCGAGGCGGUGACUCAUUUUUGGUAUUGACUGAUGGGGAUACGAGGAAAAUUCACGAGUUGGCGAGUAAAAGUACGGAUGGUGGAGAAGCUGUGGCGUUGCAGUAUCUCUUGCAGAACUACAAAGAUGUGGCUGAGCCGAGUGUGACAAGAGCGGAUUCGUGGAUGCCAAUCAUCGGUCUAAUUGCGGCGUUGUUGAUUUUCUUGUUGAUACUCGCCAUUUUGAUUGCACUUUUCCUAUCGAGAUUUUGCUGUUGCUGCUAUAAAAAUAAAAAGGAGGUCUAUCAAGUGAACACAAUUCCCACCUACAAAACGAUUGAACCGCUUUAUGUCGCUGCUCCAAACGAGCGCUUCCCGAUGCAUGCAAAUGAUACAAUCUACAGUACUCCUUAUUCGGGAUCUCCACUACCGUACCCACCACCACCUGGUGCCUCAAGACCAAUCACCCCAGCAUCAACUGUUCGCACAACUCGUGUCGUGCCAUCGGGUUUCAAUAAGCAAAACCUUUCCGAUCCCCCAUCACCGAGAACCCAGCGCCGACGUGAUAGAGGAGAAAUCGCUGAGAAAAGGUCAACACGAGUUCUCGAAUCUCCGCAAAGUCAACCAUCUCCAAUCAGUCCAUCCGAUCCACCGUCAACGAAAGCACUCCGACGAAUCGAUCGAGGAGAAUAUGCUACGAAACCGCUCUCCACUACAUCACCAAAUCGGAUCGAUAGUCACAGUUUGACAACCGAUGUUAAACCUGUCGCUACUUUGGCAAAGAAUAGCCCGGAGGCUCAAAGAAGAGAAUCGUCUGUGGCCGGAGAAUCGGCGACGUAUGUUCUGCCACCGGAUGGAUCAAUCUAUUCAUCAAGCACCCUACCACAUCCACAUCAUAGAGAUGCUUAUUUACCGCCGAUCAAUGAGGCUUAUGGCACAAUCCCACGUCCCUGGAUAUCCCCGCCAUCUCGAGGACGAGCGAAGUCACUCUCAACGGAUUCGGAUUUAGCCGAACGUAUGGAAUGUCUCAGUGUUUCGAGCACAUCCGACGGAACAACGACUUAUUCUACAACUGAAGAGGAGGUGCUCAGUGUUGUCUCGGAAUCUGAGUUCAAGUCAAGCAAUUCUCAACUCGAUUUGCUCUCGCAAGGCGAAGCUGCCGACCCAUUUGCUCCAAUUGUGUACGCAGAGAAGAUUCAUCCACGGAUUGAGCCAGCUAACCGAACUGGAAUGGAAGUGGUGAAGCUUGUAACAAACAUCUUUCCAAUUCGUACCGAUCCAAAUCGUGAGGUCUACCGCUACGACGUGAGUGCUGACUUGGUGACGGGCGUUGAAACAAGAAACAGGAAUGGAGGAGUGAUCUCAAUGAAUCGAGGACCAAAGGAUGAUACGCUGAUGACUCGUCGUUCGGAAGCAGUUCGUGCCGCUCUCAAAGCGGCUUUGGAGGCUUAUCGUAUUCUCAGCGAAACUGGUGUUACAGUCUUCGAUGGAACUACUAUCCUUUUUUCAAACGAAGAUCUCGCUAUGGCUCUGAAACCGCAUAACGGCACUCUCACUCUGCCUGAGAAGCAAAGGGAAAUUCGAAUCACGAUUCGCCCUUGCACUGAUUCAGCUCAUCACUUCACUAUUGGAGAUGCGGAAGCGAAGAUUGCCAACGGAGAAAGCGCCGAGUACAAGGAAACCACGCCAGAUGCUCGAUUAGUGGCGGCCCUUGUAUUGGAUGCGAAGAUUGGAACUUUUUACAAGGCGAACGGACUUGUUGAAACAAUUGCUCAACUGAACAGAUGGGAAGGUGUUCAUCAAGUUCAAUGGGAUCCGGCUGCAAUCAAAAGGACAAACACUUAUUUGCGCGGUCUACAGAAGGCCAGAAAACCCGAUGAUCGUUGGAAUCUGAUCAAAAACCAUCUCGACGAGCUUGAUCUUUCAAGGAACUCUCCAAUUAUGGCUGGAUUUGGCAUCUCUGUUGAUUCGGAAGCCUUUGCAGGUUACUGGCUUCCGUCGGCCUGCUCCGAAAGUUCAAAUAUGGCGAAUCGAGAUCCGGAGAAGAAACUUACACCGAGGGCGCUGUUGUGGACAAGCUUUACAUUGCAUGGAAUGAAAACCCACGAGUUCUACCACAAAUUCAAGCAUUUGUCGAGCGCUUCAAGAUCGAAGCGGACCACAAAAGGAAUAACAAUUCGCUCACUUGAAGUCGAAAAUGCGCCAACAAAUCUUGACGAUGAAGUUCGAACUGGAAAUCUAUUUGCCAAGGCAAAGAAUCAGCGCAAAAUCCUCGGUGCAAAAGCUACGAUCAUGAUCAUCUACAUUUCAAACAAGUUCGUUGAUCCUGCUGGCCGAAUUCCAGAAACGAGGUCUCAUGGGCUCCUGAAAUUCUUGGAAGCGAAACAUCAAAUUGUGACGCAACAUCUGGCAACGGAUACUAUCCUCGGCAAAAAGCAAUACGACAACUCAAUUAAGCCGAUGGAUAAUGCGACUAUGGAGAAUCAUUCUCAGCAAGUUCAGAUU
Molecule: messenger RNA, 2553 nt
Organism: Mesorhabditis belari
Lineage: Eukaryota; Metazoa; Nematoda; Chromadorea; Rhabditida; Rhabditidae
Source: the annotation of a GenBank genome assembly